GCUUAUUUUUUGGAACCUGCUGGCGAACGACAUGCAAGUUGGCGUGCUCCAUUCCCACACUCCAGCAUUUUGCUAGGAUGAGUGUCGUCUUUACGCCUAAGUAAUCUCUCGCUCGCCGCGAUGGCGGAAACGGACUCGUCAGAGGCGACACCUCCGGCCGACGCUGGGCCGAUAUACAAGGCGUUUGACGACCGAGGUGAUUUACAGCUCCUCGUCGGCGUCGCCCCGGACCAGUACAAAUUCAUUGUUUGCUCUCGGACACUUUUGCGGGCUUCAUCGGUUUUCAACACCAUGCUUAAUGGUCCAUGGACAGAGAAGCAGCUAGUUUCCGGCGACUGGGUUGUAGAGCUCCCUGAUGACGACCCUAUAUCGUUACGGCGCGUUCUUACCCUUACCCACGGACGUUUCCGCUAGGUACCGGACACCAUUCCCCUCGAAGAUCUCCAUCGGCUCUGCAUUUGUGUCGACAAAUAUGAUAUUGCCGAAUAUUUGAGGCCUUGGGCCAAAGCCUGGUGCCUGUCUAUGGAGAGCAAGAUGGACGGUACUAUUGAAAAUAGUGCCCGAAUCGCCUGGGUAGCGUGGGUACUCUGGAACAGGGAUCUAUUCGAGCGUUCCAUCAGGUCCCUACUUUAGUCCUCGUCACCAUCGUCACUGACGACAAAGGCGGGUAACGAGUACCUGGCACCCCUGGACUCGACGGGUAUCCUUGCCGGGAUAAUGAUAAUCUCGAUUUCCAAGAUACAACAUCUCCUUAGCUGGCUGUAGGGUAUCUGGACUGAGCGUGUCUCUGAGUCCAACCCUGGCAGUCUUUGUCGUCAACAUAAUCAAAAUGACCGGUGCAAACAAGCCUGAUCAGCCCUCAUUCUUGGGUUUCUUACUGCAUCUCUCUACUAGAAAGGCAUGCUGCCAUUAUCGCACUCGGCUGUUUGUGACGACGAGUUGACGCUUUGUUCCUUCGUAGGAAUGGUAAAGCAAAUCGCUGAAGAGAUCUUGGAACCAGGGGACCGCCUCAAAGCGGGGUGGCAUAGAGAUUGCAGCCCCUCGGAAUCGAUACUGCGGCGCCUCAAGGAAGAGACGAGUGAUCAAGCGUGCCCUGUAUUGGUCGACGCCACCAUCGUGCAUCUAGAGCGACGGGCAAGGCGGAUUGGCGUCGAGUACUAAAUUAUACGAUGCGCGAUUCGACUGCGGCUAGGGCAAAUAAACAGAGGCAACCGGCGGCUCGGAGGGUGAGACUUUACGGGAAGAAAAAUGGAGCAGCAGGACCUUGCGGUAACUACCACAUCUUGGCAUGGUCGGCAUUGAAAUAGUUGCGUGGUUUCUGAGAAUGUCAUCUUCACCUUUCUUCUUGUGCCUUUCCAUUUGCGAUCUUCCAAGGUGUAUCGUAUCCCGAC
Messenger RNA from Gaeumannomyces tritici R3-111a-1, 1391 nucleotides. RefSeq lists its product as hypothetical. The transcript has 2 exons. Bases 121 to 414 code for a protein of 97 amino acids. NCBI's taxonomy places the organism in Eukaryota, Fungi, Ascomycota, Sordariomycetes, Magnaporthales, Magnaporthaceae. The record is from RefSeq and is a predicted model, not a curated record.